AUGGCUUUCUUUGCCUCACCUAUUCGUCGCAACAACACCUCCUUCGCCAACUUGGCUGGUCGAGUAUCCAAGGUCUCUUCACAGAUAACAGCCUAUCUGGAGAAGCACGAACAUGCCCACCCGGACUUCACUCCUACCUCGGCGGUCCUUCCAGAAACCUACGCAUAUGAGAGUCUUCGAAAUGAGCUUACGGAUGCGACCAUGGACCUGAUGCGCCUCGCCAAUGGGCCCAAGAACAUAUUUCGUACUAUGUCCUUUUGGCACACAGAUCUAGCAGCCACACAAGUCGCGCUGCGUCGCAAAUUCUUUGACCACGUUCCAGAUGACAAUAUUGGACUCACUGCUUCGGAAGUUGCGAAAGCUACAUCCAUGGAUGUGGAUCGAGCCAACCGGAUCCUGAAAAUGCUUGCUACACAUCGCAUCUUUGAGGAGGUUGCUGGCAAGUUUCGUCACACUGCAUUAUCUAAUUUCUUGAAGACAAAUAUCUAUCGCUCAAUGGCCGAGAUGCAACUCGACCCUUGUGCUAAAGCAACAUCUGACAUGGACGAUUGGAUUGUGGCUAGUCCAUACGGGAUGAGCGUAAAGGAUAGUCCCUUUUACCGACAGUUCAAGAAGGACUUCUACACAUACACUGCAGAUGAGAGUCAUGGGAAGCUCUUCUCAGAUGCGAUGAGGAGUUGGGGAACGAUUGACAACCCCUUCGAGAUGCUGCGCAACAACUUCGAUUGGGGAUCACUCGCCAACACCAAGGUUGUGGACAUUGGGGGAGGUAACGGCCAUGUCUCACUUGAUCUCGCACGUGAGUUCAAGAACAUAAACUUCACCGUGCAAGACUUGUCACCGCAGCAGCUCUCCGAUGCGAACGUGGCUGAAUUGGGGGAUCGCGUCACAUACCAACAGUAUGACUACUACACGCCACAGCCCAUUCGCGAUGCGGGCGUCUAUCUAUGUCGCGCGACAUUCCACAACCACAAUGACGAAGAAUCAGUUAGGAUGUUGCGAGCGCUCAUUCCAGCCCUCGAAGGCAGGACUGACAACCCCGUUGUUCUCAUCAACGAUGUUAUCGUUCCGGAGCGUGCGGAGGGUGUUGUGACGAUGGCCGAGGCGAAUCAGCUCCGGCAGAUGGACUUGCUCAUGCUUGCGUUGUUUGGAGCGAAGGAGAGGACGGAGAACGACUGGAGGACUCUAUUCAAGGAGGUGGACGAGAGGCUUGAAAUUGUGAAGAUGCACUACAAUCCGCGUGGAGCUGGUUUAUUGGAAGUUCGGCUUAGGUAA
Parastagonospora nodorum SN15 is the source of this 1275-nucleotide messenger RNA. RefSeq lists its product as hypothetical. The coding region runs from base 1 to 1275 and encodes 424 amino acids. The transcript is spliced from 3 exons. The record is from RefSeq and is a predicted model, not a curated record. Gene Ontology annotation, molecular function: O-methyltransferase activity. Lineage: Eukaryota; Fungi; Ascomycota; Dothideomycetes; Pleosporales; Phaeosphaeriaceae.